Magnusiomyces paraingens is the source of this 1317-nucleotide messenger RNA. RefSeq lists its product as uncharacterized. The record is from RefSeq and is a predicted model, not a curated record. The transcript is spliced from 2 exons. Lineage: Eukaryota; Fungi; Ascomycota; Dipodascomycetes; Dipodascales; Dipodascaceae. Gene Ontology annotation, molecular function: 2-(3-amino-3-carboxypropyl)histidine synthase activity. The coding region runs from base 1 to 1317 and encodes 438 amino acids. Gene Ontology annotation, biological process: protein histidyl modification to diphthamide.
AUGUCAGCGACAGAACCAGUAAAAGCUCCUCGAAGGAGGUUUGUUGGUCGCAAAGCAGCUGGAAAGAAUGCUACAGGGUCUGAUGCCCCUAUCACAGAAACACCUACAGAUAUCCAUGACACAGGUGAUUUGCUAGUCAAGAAAAAUACUCCUAAAAAGACGAUCCAAAGGUUCGUCAAUCAGAUUCCACCUGAGAUCCUUAAUGAUCAAGAGCUUAAUACUGCUAUUUCGAUUUUGCCUUCCAACUACAAUUUUGAAAUCCACAAAAGUGUGUGGCACAUUCGCAAACACAGUGCAAAGAAGGUCGCGCUACAAAUGCCUGAAGGCUUGUUAAUUUACGCGCCAAUCAUUGCUGAUAUCUUAGAACAAUUUUGCGGGGUCGAGUCUAUUGUCAUGGGCGAUGUGACUUAUGGUGCGUGUUGCAUCGACGACUUUACCGCAAAGGCCCUGGGUUGCGAUUUUUUGAUCCACUACGCACAUUCAUGUCUUGUUCCUGUAGAUGUCACUGGGAUUAAGGUACUUUACGUGUUUGUCACUAUCGAGAUUGACACUGAACAUUUGCUCAGUACUUUGACACACCACUUCCCCGCAGGAUCGCGACUGACUAUGGUUUCGACAAUUCAGUUUAAUCCCACACUUCAUUUUAUCCAAAAACAACUCGAAUCUCGAGGAAUCACAGUCUUAACACCACAAAUAGCACCGCUAUCCAAAGGUGAAGUUUUAGGAUGUACAUCAGCCCGGCUUAAAAAGCGCGACAACAACAAAGAUAAUAUUGAUGACGACUCGUGGGAUGCCAUCGUAUACCUAGGUGAUGGUCGAUUCCACCUUGAGUCUGCCAUGAUUCAUAACCCAGAAAUUCCAGCAUAUAAGUAUGAUCCUUACUCGCGCAAAUUUACAAUAGAAGAAUACGACUUUAAACAACUAGACGAUGUGCGGCGCGAAGCCGUAAAUGUUGCUCGCAAGGGCAAGACCGCGGGGCUAAUUCUGGGUUCCUUGGGCCGCCAGGGAAACCCUGUAACUCUCAACAUGUUGUAUGAGAGAUUAAAGGAACGUGGAUUAGAUGUGGUGACGGUUGUCCUUUCAGAGAUUUUCCCCGAUAAGCUGGCUAUGUUUGACGAUGUAGACUUUUGGGUGCAAGUUGCAUGUCCAAGACUUUCCAUCGAUUGGGGUUACGCCUUCCCCAAACCUUUGCUAACACCAUACGAAGCUAUGGUGGCAAUGGAUUCAGACGAGGACUGGAAGAAACUGGGGUAUUAUCCCAUGGACUACUAUGGUCGAGAUGGUUAUGGCCGUGGAAGUGUUCCUUCUAGGGUGUAA